This is a messenger RNA of Chlorella variabilis, 948 nucleotides long. RefSeq lists its product as hypothetical. The record is from RefSeq and is a predicted model, not a curated record. Gene Ontology annotation, biological process: protein quality control for misfolded or incompletely synthesized proteins. The transcript has 5 exons. Gene Ontology annotation, cellular component: endopeptidase Clp complex. NCBI's taxonomy places the organism in Eukaryota, Viridiplantae, Chlorophyta, Trebouxiophyceae, Chlorellales, Chlorellaceae. Gene Ontology annotation, molecular function: ATPase binding; ATP-dependent peptidase activity; serine-type endopeptidase activity. The coding region runs from base 1 to 948 and encodes 315 amino acids.
AUGGCUGCAGCCCAGCUGAGCAGCUGCCGGGUGGCCACCUUGGUUGGCAGCAGGCGGCAUGGCCCUUACCGGGCGGCCAGGCAGCAGCGGCAGCACAUAGUGGCGGCGGUGCACGGCACGCCCGCGGCGGCCGACGUGGGCGACCUCCAGCGCUUCCAGCAGCUCUGGACGCCCCCCGCGGCGCAGCUGGUGGAUGUGCAGGCGCGCGGCGGCGCCCCCGCGGCCGCAGCCUCCGCCUACGACGACCACAAGCCGCGCACGCCGCCCCCGGACCUGCCCUCCCUCCUCCUCGACUCGCGCAUCGUCUACCUGGGCAUGCCGCUGGUGCCGGCCGUGACGGAGCUGAUCAUAGCAGAGAUGCUGUACCUGCAGUACAAGGACCGCACCAAGCCCAUGUACCUGUACAUCAACUCCACAGGCACCACCCGCGCCGACGGCGAGACGGUGGGCUUCGAGACUGAGGGAACCGCCAUCUACGACACCAUGUGCUUCGUCAAGAACGAGGUGCACACUGUGGGCGUGGGGGUGGCCAUCGGCCAGUCGUGCAUGCUGCUGUCGGCCGGGGAGAAGGGCAAGCGGUUCAUGCUGGAGCACGCCACCGCCAUGCUGCACCAGCCGCGCGUGCCGCCCACGGGGCAGCGCCAGGCGAUCGAGAUCCAGAUCAAGUGGCGCGAGGUGCUGGCGCAGAAGCAGAACAUGCUGGCCAUCCUGUCCCGCACCACCGGCCACAGCCCGGACAAGCUGGACAAGGCGAGUGCGGCCGGUGGUGGCUGGUGGCCUGGCCUGGCCCUUGGCGCUGGCGACAUGCAGCGGCCGCUGUAUAUGCAGCCCGCCGAUGCGCUCGCAUAUGGCGUGAUCGACGGCGUGGUGACCCCUGAGAAGAAGAUCAUCGAUGAUGUGAAGAGCGCAGACCAGUGGGACAAGGAGGCGGGCCUGGUGGCGCGGUGA